AGAUACUUGUGUAAGUUAGCAUUUCUUUGAUUCUAAUGCGGCAACACUGAUCGUUCGGCACAGCAAAACUCUGCCGGAUCAUAUCCCCGGAUCUGGAUAACCGUACUUGCGCCAUGUGGCGGAUCCUGUUGUGGUUGACAGUCGCAGCGCAAGCAUACUACGUUUCUGCAAAAUGCAUUGACUGUGCGUUUGGAAUGUGCGAUACUGGACCCCAGUUCUGUGACAAAGCUAAACAAGAAUGCGCAUGCCCCACAAAGAAAACAGUCACUGAUUUAUUACAAGAAAGAAAAUGCAUUGACUGCACACGCAUCCGUUGCGAUACCGGACCUCAAACUUGUGAUCUUGAUCAAGAGAAAUGUGUCUGUCCAAAAGGCGGCAAAAUCUCUGGGGAACCGUUUCAACCAAGCGACGCAUUUUCUGGUGUUGGGACCCAUAUUAUUACAUCCGGAUGCAUUGACUGUGCGCAUAACAUGUGCGACACUGGACCUCAAACAUGCGACGCAACAGUUAAGAAGUGUAUUUGCCCAAAUGGCGGUAAAAUUCCGUCCAUUCCACCGGAGUAGGCGUUUGGAAUUUUCAUCACCAAAGGUCAACGACGAAUUCACUACCCGUACUUUAAAUUCUACACUGCCCUUAAAGCAUGGCUACGAUCUAGUUCUAUGUAUUAUGUAUGUAUUACUGUUAUCCGGCAGUAUGUAUUACUGUUAUGAAAAUGCGGUACAUUUCGGUAAGAGUACAAUAAUAAAAAUUAAGGAUUGAA
This is a messenger RNA of Paramacrobiotus metropolitanus, 760 nucleotides long. RefSeq names its product laminin subunit alpha-5-like. Bases 114 to 563 code for a protein of 149 amino acids. The transcript is spliced from 5 exons. NCBI's taxonomy places the organism in Eukaryota, Metazoa, Tardigrada, Eutardigrada, Parachela, Macrobiotidae. The record is from RefSeq and is a predicted model, not a curated record.